AUGAUUAAUAAAAAGCGUUAUUGUUUAUCCUGUCUUACGAAAAAUCCAUCAUUAUUUGCGGUUGGCAAUCAAAAUGCGUCAAGUGAAUCAACCAAACAAUGUCAAGUAUGUUUUGAUGAAAAAUCUGAGAAAGAAUUUCAAAAAGUCUACAGUCGCCGGUGUUCCCAUGUUGAGCGUCGAAUUUGUGACAAUUGUCUCUAUCAGCAUGUUAAACAGGAAUUUGGAAAAAUGUGUACGGACAGUGCGCGAUGUCCUGAAUUGAGCUGUCGCACUAAUUUCAGUGUGAAAACAGUACAAAAGAUUCUAUCGGACAAGAAUGACAAAGCUCUGUUGGAAAAAUACGAACGUUUUAUUCUUCAUCGACAAUUGGAAAUGAUGCCGGAGUUUAUCUGGUGCGCACAUGGAUGUGGAAUGGGUCAGUUGAAUGAUGGUGGAGAUGAAAACAACAUUGUCAGAUGUGCCAAAUGUCGUCAACAAACGUGUUUCACACAUAAAGCAGUAUGGCAUACGGAUAUGACCUGCGCAGAAUAUGAUGCCGUUUAUAAUUCCGAACAACGAGCCUCACAAUCGUGGAUUUCACAAAACUGUAAGAAAUGUCCUAAAUGUUCCGCACGAAUCGAAAAGGCGUCAGGAUGUGAUCAUAUGACAUGUGGCAAAUGUCGGUAUGAAUUUUGUUGGUCAUGCUUAGCCGACUACAACGCUAUUCGACACGAUGGUAAUCAUCGACAUGAUUCUGGUUGUAAACAUUACGCUCCUUAUUCUAAUUGA
Messenger RNA from Adineta ricciae, 768 nucleotides. Lineage: Eukaryota; Metazoa; Rotifera; Eurotatoria; Adinetida; Adinetidae. The record is from the annotation of a GenBank genome assembly.